Molecule: messenger RNA, 348 nt
Organism: Acanthoscelides obtectus
Lineage: Eukaryota; Metazoa; Arthropoda; Insecta; Coleoptera; Chrysomelidae
Source: the annotation of a GenBank genome assembly
AUGGGAAAUACUGAGUUGAUCUACGUGACGAUAUUCGAGUUUCUGUCUCUUGAUCAGUUUCUGGUAGACCAUGGAGAAAACACUGCUUUUGUCAAUAAUAGCGCUGUAUUUAGCAAAAUUGUAAAGGAAAAGAAAGGCUUCUCGUGGUUGCUGAAAACCGGGCUUAAGAAAGAUUGGGAGGUGGAAAGUCGCGUGAUUAAAUUCCAACCAAUGACGACGCAGAACGACGACGCCGUACUGCUUACGCUGCGAACUACUGCGAGGCGCUUCAGUUGUCGGUUGGCGUUCGGGGAGGCCGGUGCGGCGAGACCCCCGUGCAACGCUCUGCUUUCGUUACGCGAGUUGUAA